AUAGAAUAUAAGCGAGAUAUUGCGUAUUUCGUGAGGUCAUUCGCCAAUAUUCCUCCAUCGAGGAAACACUACAUCCAAAUAUGAGAUUGGUGCCGCUACUAUUAUGGUGCAUAGCGUCGGUAGUAUUCGCAGCACCUGUUACAAACAAACCUUAUAAUCCAGACAAUGUGCAACUGGUGAAGUAUGAAAACGAAAUCUUCGAGGAUGGAAAAUAUAGAUACGGAUUUGAGCUGUCUGACGGAACGAAGCAGAAGCAAAAAGGGGGAUUACAGAAUCUUGACAACAAGGUGCCGCUACUACUAUGGUGCAUAGCGUCGGUAGUAUUCGCAGCACCUGUUACAAACAAACCUUAUAAUGCCGACAAUGUGCAACUGGUGAAGUAUGAAAACAAAAUCUUCGAGAAUGUAAAAUACAAAUACGGAUUUGAGCUGUCUGACGGAACGAAGCAGCAUCAAAGAGGGGGAUUACAGAAUCUUGGCAACAAGGUGAUUUAUAGAGUAUCAGGCACAUUCUCGUGGGUGGCACCAGACGGAGUAGAAUACGAGGUGGCCUACUACGCUGAUGACACUGGUUACCAUAUUAUAUCACCCAACGUUGGACUAGAUAGAGCAAUUGGUGCACCUUAUGAUAUCGUGGCUUCUUCUUUAGGUUAAAAAUAGCUAAACCAUUGUUGCAACCUAACCAAUAGAUUUUUUCUACACAA
Messenger RNA from Manduca sexta (tobacco hornworm), 703 nucleotides. Its product is annotated as endocuticle structural glycoprotein SgAbd-2. Gene Ontology annotation, cellular component: chitin-based extracellular matrix. The transcript is spliced from 5 exons. The record is from RefSeq and is a predicted model, not a curated record. Gene Ontology annotation, molecular function: structural constituent of chitin-based larval cuticle. NCBI's taxonomy places the organism in Eukaryota, Metazoa, Arthropoda, Insecta, Lepidoptera, Sphingidae. The coding region runs from base 81 to 653 and encodes 190 amino acids.